UCCUAGUCUAUGUCGCGGCCGAGGUUGAGGGCAGGGCGGGGCAUUUUGAAAUGCUUGGUCGCCGGGAAUGCGCUGGACGGCUGGUUCAUUGGUAGCGUCGAAGUCGCGGUGCGAUGGCUAUUCCUUUCCUUACUCUCCGUACCAUGUUCUCCUCCUCAUAGACUCGUACCUCGUCCGCACUUUGUCUUUUGCAUCUCGUUUCGCACUCGUCCUCGCAUCUCGUAUCGUAUCGCGCAUCACACCAGCAUUCAUUGCGCCGGCCAUGCUGGCUAGGAUACCGCUCGUCACCCUUCUUUGUUUUCUCCUACUCUCCGAACUUGUCACCGCCAGCUCGACAUCUCUCAAUCGCGUACGACGCGAUGCCUACACAACGCUUCGCGCGGCCACGCACGGAGGCAAUGGUCCGCAACUCACCACCGUAGGCGCUACACCGCCAGGCGCUCACGCAGCGAACAUACCCGUAGGCAACAAUGGCGCGAACGUCUUUGCUUGGGUCUCCAGCACGCCAGCACAAGAGUCUUCAGCCACGUCAGCGUACAUCAUUCUUCACGGCAUCGAUCGCAAUGCGGGCUUCUACUACAAUGUUCUCUCCAACGCCAAUCAGGCCGCACUACGGGCAAUGCUACCCGGCGCCUCGCCCAAUACCCUCCUCGUUGCUCCGCUCUUCUUCUCCACCACGCAAGACGUGCGAGCGUACAACGCCUCCAGUCUGGCUUGGGCGGACCCCAAUGCCUGGACGGGCGGGGAUGGAAGCACACACCCAGAGAGCAGCAAUGUGAGCGUGUUUACUGUUCUCGACACGCUGUUGGAGAAGUACAGCAAGUACAGUGGUAUGAGGAAUGUGACAUUCGUAGCGCAUGGCGGUGGCGCACAGGUGUUGCAGCGCUAUGCUGUCGUCGGCAAGGAUCCGCCGAACAGCAACGUAGCCGUGCGAUACGUCAUCGGCGACCCGUCGUCCAUGCUCUACUUUACGCGCGAUCGGCCAGUACCUUUCAAUCCUGCCACCUGUCCCAUGUACGACGACUUUCGCUACGGGUUCAGCAACUACACAGCGCCGUACGCGCUAGAGCCUGACUCGCCGCGCGACCUCUUCAGACGCUAUAUCGCUCGUGACGUGCGGUACGUCAUUGGCCUCGGGGACGUGGUAAAGGAUGAAGGCGAUCAGCUCUGUGCCGGACGAGCGACGGGAGGGGCAGAGAGAAAGGAUCGCUCGCUAGACUACUGGGCGUACCUCAACCUGCUGGCCAAUACCACUGGCUCGACGCCAGACUACCCAGGCUUCUACCCGGCUCUAGAUACCAGGAAGCGCGGUGACCCACGCGGCUACGUGACUUCCACGCCCGAAGAGAGGCAGGGCUUCGCGACUGGACAGUUGCGCCACCAGAUGUACUAUAUUAACGGGGCGGGACAUAACGCUGAUCAGGUAUAUGGGUCGGGUGAUGGACAGAAGGCCAUCUUCGGGGCUGCGGCGCCAGCGGUGUCGUUGAGCGGGAGCGCAAGUAGCUCGACGUCGAUGAGUGCGGCGGGACCGACUGGUACCAGAGAGCCUGCAUUGGGCGGCCAGAAUGGCGGGACCGCUCAGAGGAGCGGGCCGAUCUCGCUGGUAGGGCUCGUCUUCCUCCUUGCCGUAGGCUUUUGUACAUAGACCGAUGUAAUAUUGUACAGUAGAAGUUGUCCCUUGACCGCAGUCGAAUUCCCCACCGUAGCAUCCGGCGCGGAGUUCGUGCCUUGGGUUCACAACAUCAAUAGCUGUCCCUCUUGCGACUCCUUGAGCUCCUGGAGACGCUUCUGCUCGGCCUUCUGAUCGAGCCACACGGAUAGGGUCAUACCGAA
Molecule: messenger RNA, 1833 nt
Organism: Jaminaea rosea
Lineage: Eukaryota; Fungi; Basidiomycota; Exobasidiomycetes; Microstromatales
Exons: 1
Coding region: 263-1645 (460 amino acids)
Source: RefSeq, a predicted model, not a curated record